AUGAACAAUCUAGAAUGGACUGAUCACAAGGACUCCGAGUAUGAAUAUGAGUAUCAUCCAAGUGAGACUGAGACCUUCUACGUCGAUCUUGAUCUGAGCACUGCAAACGGAGGCAGAAGAGAGCCUCUGAAGAGAACGAAACUCUCUCAGCAGUCAGAAAACGAAGAUGAUCAGGAAUCAAGACUGAGUACAGGUCCGGUAGAUGCCCAUGCCCAGGCGGACAACGGCGCUGCAAAGGACGAUGAAGACGCCCAGGACGAGCAAGGCGAUGCGGAAGGACCAUCAACCAUCAAACCUCCGGCCAACGACAUUCAAAUCCUAGAUCUCCAUGGCCAGAAUCCUGUGAUUUCCUACCAGAACCAGAUCUAUCGCUGUACCUGGUCCGACAUGAUAGGCACUGCUAUGUUCUUCACCAAAGCUGAGGCAGGUAACGACCAAGAAGCUUUGAUGUCUACAGAUGACUUUUAUCUCAUGAACACUUCGAGAAUCAAGCUUAUUGGUCAGAAAGCAAAAUUGGUGGGAAAGCCUGGCAGGAAGCGUCAAAGACAAGCUGAUGAGGAGUCACUGAACGCUGUUCACGCAGAUUCCGAAAACGAUGAAGAUACUUACGUGCCAGCUGGUAAAAGCCUCGGAGAAAUUCGUACCUCAAAUCCUAAAAUGAACGCAGAUAUCAGGAGACAAGCAGCAUUCCUAGAGAAGCUAAUGGAUGUCAAACGAGCUAAAGGCGAGUUCGAUAAUGUUCGUACUGUUUUUAGCCAGAGGAAAAAUACAAGAAUCAUACAGCCCCGAGAUAUUGAGACAGGAAGAAUUCGCCCAAGAGGAGAAUUUCCAUCGGUUUCCGUGGAGAUUGAGGAACUGAACAGAAGGGUAGUGCGAGGAGACGCCACUGCGCUGAUACGCCUCCAGGAUAUUUAUUCAGGCAUGGAGGGAGAUCCUCAGAAGAUUGCCUCGUCAUCCUCCCACUCCGACGGUUUGCGGCCAAACACCUGA
This is a messenger RNA of Endocarpon pusillum Z07020, 990 nucleotides long. RefSeq lists its product as uncharacterized. Bases 1 to 990 code for a protein of 329 amino acids. The record is from RefSeq and is a predicted model, not a curated record. NCBI's taxonomy places the organism in Eukaryota, Fungi, Ascomycota, Eurotiomycetes, Verrucariales, Verrucariaceae. The transcript has 2 exons.